Messenger RNA from Podospora bellae-mahoneyi, 465 nucleotides. RefSeq lists its product as uncharacterized. Bases 1 to 465 code for a protein of 154 amino acids. The transcript has 2 exons. The record is from RefSeq and is a predicted model, not a curated record. NCBI's taxonomy places the organism in Eukaryota, Fungi, Ascomycota, Sordariomycetes, Sordariales, Podosporaceae.
AUGAACUUCAAGAUUGCGUCGGACCAAAUGGUCAAUGGUUUUAUUCUGCAAGAGAAGACCUUUGCCACAGACUACGCUGAAGCAACGUAUCUCGAUGCGGACAGUCGUAUGAGCGGCCAGGUUUAUCUCCGCUCUCCCGUCCAGCGCCUGAACGAGUCCCUGGCACAGGCCAACCGUCUUGUCAGAGAUGCCAAUUUGAAUACCGCCCUUCGUCGACUUGUGGUGUACUGUGACACGCUAGAGAUACCCGAAAAUGUUGUCGUCGCUCAUGACGACCUAGCCAACGAUAUAGACCUUCGCAUUUUUGCCCGCAAGUUACAGUGCCUCGCCGAUGCUAAAAAUGCCCUCAAAAUGAGUCUAUCGACCACUUGUAUUCUCGAUAUCUUCAGAUAUUCGUUGCCUGCUAGCUUUGGUGUCAACUUCAUUUCGACCGAUGGAUCCUCCAGAUCCAUGUCGCUUUCUUAG